Molecule: messenger RNA, 4312 nt
Organism: Sebastes umbrosus (honeycomb rockfish)
Lineage: Eukaryota; Metazoa; Chordata; Actinopteri; Perciformes; Sebastidae
Gene: depdc1
Product: DEP domain containing 1a
Exons: 12
Coding region: 187-2769 (860 amino acids)
Biological process (GO): intracellular signal transduction
Source: RefSeq, a predicted model, not a curated record
UCCAAUCAGGUGCCAGAACAGCACGGCUCGUAAUUUUGAACAGACGGAGAGCAGCCAGCAAAGCAGAGCGAAGCUGCCAUUCAUAAUCAGUUAAAUACACCCUUCCUCUGAGUAAUGGAUAUGUGUUUUUACCUCUUAUCAUAUCAGAUGAAGUGAAAACUUUAGCGCUGUCUUCUUGUGGUAAUUAUGAGUUCUCAUGUUAUCACUCCUGGACCGUACCGGGCCACAAAACUGUGGAAUGAGGUGACUCGAUUGUUUCGGGCCGGUAUGCCCCUCAGGAAACACCGCCAGAACUUCCGGCACCACUCCUCCUGCUUCACCGCCUCUGCCGCCGUUGACUGGAUGCACCAGAUGCUUCGUAGCAACAGCAAUUUUGGCCCCGAUGUCACCAGGCAGCAGACGGUGCAGCUCCUGAAGAAGUUUCUGAAGAACCACGUGAUCGAAGACGUGAAGGGUCGCUGGGGCACGGAGGAUCUGGAGGACAACACCACGCUGUACAGAUUCCCUUCCAGUUCCCCUCUGAAGCCCAUUCCCUCGGCCCCUGGCUCUAUUAAGAAAAGGCCUUCGUUCAGGGACAAAGAAGGUUUCUUCAGGUUUAGAAAUAUCAAGAAGCAGCAUGAAAAGGAGACACUGGAAAAUGUAGAUCCUGCCCUCCAAGCCGGGGCAGAGAAUCAGCCAACAGGAGAGCAGCAGGCGCCGAGACGAGAGCUGACGGUGGAGGAUGAACAGGAGAUCUGGAGAGACAUCACCCUGACCCACCUGCAGAGGAUUCUGGGCGUUGCAUCUCUUGAUGAGGUUUUAGACCAACGUUAUGUGAACCCACAGAACAUCAUCCAUAACAUGACCAAAGUCAACAAGCAUGGAGUGGUCACACUGGACGACAAGACCAAUGACCUUCCACACUGGGUUUUGUCUGCCAUGAAGAGCCUGGCUAACUGGCCGAAGUACGACAGUGCACAGCCAUCCUAUCCCGGCUUUGAGAGGGAUGUCUUCAAAACGGUGUCCGAUUACUUCUACAGCCUUCCGCAGCCAGUACUCACAUACGAACUGUAUGAACUAUUUAUCAACGUCCUGGUGUUUUGUGGGUACGUCGCUGCGCCCACGACGCACCAACGUGGGAAGCGCAAGAAGCCCGACCUCCCCUCGGCGCCCCCUCCGGCCAAGGCGUAUUUCCGCUCCACAGAGUGUCUCCUCCUGUCGCUGCUCAGACAGGGGGCAUGUGACGAGGCGGAGUCGCCAAUGAGAGAGGUGCUCGGUGGGAAGCUUCAGUCGCGGCUGGCAGCGCUGAAAGGAGGUAUCGCCGGCGCAGGUGACGGUCACUUGGGAGGUAGCUGCAUCUCUCUGAGUCUGAGUACAGUCGGUUCAGCGAGGCCUCAAACCAGGAGCUGCUCGCUGGAAACUAUCCUAGACGACUCCGCCCCUCUCACCAGGCAACGGCUGUUCCUGUCCAAUGACAGCCUGGCAUCCUGCGCCCAUAGCAACAGGAGCCAGGAUGACAGCCCUGCCCUCACCACAUCCCACAGUCGUACAGACUUUACAUCUGUAUCCAAAGCAACCCCCUUUACUUGUGAAAAUGCUCCAGGAGGUACAACCAGAAAUAGACAGUCUGUAGCAGGACUGUCAGUCGGGCAGAGGUUGCGCUCCUUGCGGCCGCACAGCGUCGGCAGCUGUCUGGACAUUGUCAUAGAAACCAAGGAGGAGGAUGUCAAGGAGUCCAAGCUGCAAGGCCGAGCGACCAGCUGCCUUAACGUGAACACUCCUGCAGACCAGCAUCACUUCUUAGCUUCACGCCCUCCCUCGUUGUCCUCCUUUCAUCCCUCCCAUCAUCCUUUCCCCUCCUUUGCUUCAUCUGCUUUGGCCAGAGUACAAGGGUCUCACGCUACUACAGGACCUAGCGGGCCCAGACCCGCCUCCAGUACCUCUGAUCUCUGGACGCACCCCGCACCCGCCGUCGUCCGCCGCUGCAUCAGCUCUCUGGAUGUGUCAAAGCCGUCUCGGCCCGUUUCACUGUUCAAACCGCCUGUCUGUGUGCCCUCCAGCAUCUCCCAGCUCCCCCAACCCAAACCUGAACACAGCCUUCUCCAGCCUCAGUGUGAGCGCGUGACCAUCGAGGCCCUGCAGCUUUGCACCCUCCUCCUCCCCCCCAACUCCCGCAGGAAGCUGCAGCUCCUCAUGAGGAUGAUGUCGCGCAUCAGCCAGAAUGUGGACAUACCCCGCCUCCACCCCGCCAUCGGCACCCGAACACUGAUGGUUCACACAUUUUCAGGCUGCGUCCUAGGCAGCGCUGAGGAGUGUGAUUUGGACGAGCUGUUGGCUACCAGAUUGGUGUCAUUUCUAAUGGAUCAUCAACAAAGCAUCCUCUCGGUCCCAGAGUACCUGCUCAGUGCUAUCAAUGACCAUAUACAGUACCUGCGCACUGUACAGGUCCCGAUCGACGGUGUUUCUAAUGUUGAUGGCGGCAUUCCAGUUUGCGCUCCGAUGCCCAUCUACACGUUCUGCCAUCAGAUUAGCGGCGCUGAGUUUGAACAGCAGAAGCUGGAAUCGUCCCAGAAGGCCAUGGAGGAGUUGCUGGAGAUGCUGCUGACCAACCAAAACAUGAGUGAGAAGGAGAGACGCAAGAAACUGAAGCAGUUUCAGAAGCAGUACCCAGACAUCUACAGUCGGCGGUUUCCCUCUUCAGACGGGGAAAACAAGGCCGACAACAAGCCAAAGAUUAAACCUCCACUCCUCAACAUCAUGAAGACCAAAGCUUUCAGCAUCAGGAACUGAACUAACCGUACAGGUUGUCCCCAUCAUAGAAACCACAGUCACUUCCGCUGCACUAUAACUGCACUGAUAACUAAGAGAUCUGGGAAGUUCACCUCUCUUUGCAGCCAUUAACUUUUUCUUGUUACAUUUGAAAUACUGUUGUUCCCGUUGUGUCUCAUUCAUGUGGUAAUGUGAGAGUUAAUUCAGGCUGGAAGACUUCUACGAUGGUAAAUGUGUGAAUUAGUGUUGUGUGUCUGUGUUGACAGCUGAGUAAGAUGAAGGCAGCUAAACAGACAGUUGCUCCUUAGAGGCGUUCACUUUUAAUUACUGUGUUCAAAUAUGACUUUUAUGAUGCAGUUGUUUUUUGUUUUUUUUUUAAAUGUUCUGGGAGUUUUUGAGUCAAAUCAGUUUUCUUUUCCCCUCACAUGUCUUCUAUAUAACUAGCUGAUACUGAGCUGUUUGUGUGUGUGCAUGUGUGCGAGCUUCAGAUUGCAUUUUGGGAGAAAAAAAACAUGCAAUUCUAAGAUCACUGGUCCAUAUGGGAAUAAUUAGAUUAUAGAUUUCUUAUUUAUAUGAAUGAUGACAUUGGGAACAGAGCUAGAUAUGUAUUUCCUUGAGGUGUUUCUUGUAAUGUUAACUUUUAAUAUAUUAUAGUACUGUUUAUAGACUAAACAUUUUAGAUCAUAGAAUCUCAAGUUUAGUUUGAAAUGAUCGUUGAACCCAUUUCUCCAAAUUUUCAUUCUUGUCCUUAGACUCUUUUUCUUUUCUUCCCCCUGUUGCUUUCAUUUGUGUGGUGUGCUUUUAAAGCGUUUUUUUACGGUACUGUUUGGGGUUUUCUCAUUGGGGAUCUUUUGAUUUUCAGGAUCUCAGCCUUUUCAUGUACAACUCAGUCAUUUUUAAAUGUACCUCGUCUUUCCCAGUUUCUGUUAUUCCUCCUUGUGUGUGUGUGUGUGUGUGUGUGUGUCUCAUCUUGAACCCAUCCCUGCUUAGUUUAUUGGAUAGAGACAUGUUUUGCACUGGAUAUAGGCUUUUUAAAUGGCCAGUAAGCUUAAGCCAAUCAUCAGAAUAGUUAAUUUAUACAUAUUUAAUCCAUAUUAGACUCCCUAAAGAAGAUUUCAGCAGACACCUGUCAAAUUUUGGGUAAACUGUUGCUACUGCUUAUUAAUACAACCUCAUGAGGUGUUUUCUCAACAACUACAACAUUAAUCAUUUGAAAGCAGUGAGGUGACUAUUGGCUGUACCUAUUGCCUCUGAAAGAAGCUAGUGUCGGAUGGCAUCCAUUCAUUUCCAUGAUGGGUGCUAACAGGUAUUUAGUGAACAGAAAUGCAACACAAAAAGAUUUUAAGCUGUUUUUUUUAUUUAUCUUAUAUGAAGUAUUAGUUCUGCUCUGAUAUGUUUGUCUAUACCUCAGAUCACCUCCGAGUGUGUGUGUGUGUGUAUGUGUAUCCAUAUCACUCAUUAGCAAUGUUUUUGGCAAAGACUUUUACAGAGGAGUGUUAUAUGGUACUCCAUGUUUACUAUGCAAAGUCCUUGGAAAUAAAUCUGUUCAGCUCUUCUAUUUCAA